GUUCGGUAUGCCUGAGCUGGCUCGCGUGGCUCGUCACCGCGGAUACGGCACGCAGCUCCUCUUCACAGUGGGCGGCGAAGACACGGACAACGCCAACUGGUCGCGCCUUGCCUCCGAUGAAGUCCGCAGGGAAACGUUCGCCAAGGAUCUCAAGGAGACGCUGGUGUCGCUGGGCUACGACGGCGUCAACCUUCACUGGUCGACUCCGGGCGGCCGGUGCGGCCGCGCCGGCGACGCUCACGCCCUGACGGACCUGGUGCGGCUCCUGCGGACGCGUCUACGGCGGCCGCUGGCGCCGCGCGAUUUCCUUCUCGCCGUGACGCUGCCGCCGCAGGAGCACUUUGUUGAGGUGGCGUCGCAGCUGGCGCCGCUCGCCAAGCUCGCCGACUUCCUCGUGGUCCAGGCGCACUCCCUGUACGGUCCAUCCAGCCCGUGGCCCCGCUGCGCGAGCCCUUACGAGGCGGUCCAGGGCCCGAGCGUGCGCGCCCUGCUGGAUUCCCUGGCGGCCCGGCUCUUCCACGGCCACUGGGGCAAGCUGUGCAUCACACACUCGCUGGCCGCCGUCACGUACCGCCUGGCCGACUAUGGCACGGCGGUCGUCGGAGCCAGGGUCGGCGAUCCCAGCGAGGGCGACGGCGCCAGCGUCGGACCCGGCGAGCCGCAGUCCAUCACUGGCACGCCUGGCAAGGCCGCUUACUUUGAGGUUUGCGGCUGGACGAGGCAGCAUUCGCGCAGCCGCGAGUGCAGCAUGCUACGCAGCGGCUCCACGGUGGCCGCCCUGGAAGGGCCCGAGGCGCUGCGCCACAAGCUGGCUCGCAUGGCGCUCGACGGUCACGGCCGUCUGUGCCUGGCCGCGCUGGACACUCACCUGGACGAUCCGCUGGGUGCAUGCGGAGGCGCCAUGAGUCCGCUGCUGAAACGUCUCUACGAGGACCCGCUCGAGACGUAGUGUAGGCAUCCUUUUGGGGACGUCCAAAAGACACUUCCUCGAAC
Rhipicephalus sanguineus (brown dog tick) is the source of this 993-nucleotide messenger RNA. Its product is annotated as putative chitinase 1. Gene Ontology annotation, molecular function: chitinase activity; chitin binding. NCBI's taxonomy places the organism in Eukaryota, Metazoa, Arthropoda, Arachnida, Ixodida, Ixodidae. The record is from RefSeq and is a predicted model, not a curated record. Gene Ontology annotation, cellular component: extracellular region. Gene Ontology annotation, biological process: carbohydrate metabolic process; chitin catabolic process. Bases 8 to 949 code for a protein of 313 amino acids. The transcript has 4 exons.